AUGACCGGAAAAGACACUCUCAUUGGACCUUCGAACCAAUGGACCGUCGGACCAAUGACUAGUCACCUUAAUUUGGACAAAGAAAUAGAUAGCGGGAACUAUGAUGAUAAGCUAAAUGUAGACAUCAGCCUGGAUGAAGUAAAAGUAGCGUUUAUACAUGUUUUUAGUGUAUGUUCUGCUGUAAUUGUCACUGUAUCUGUUGAUGGACAUGCUGUUGAAGGCCAGGGAACACGAUUAUUUUGUACUUUAAAAAGAAAUAUUUCUUCAAAUACUAACAUUCCAAGAAUUACAUGGGAAGAGAUUGUCAAUGGCUCACCUGUCCAAAUAGUGCAGUACCAGAGUUCAGCUGCUUUUGUCAAUCCGCCUUAUAAUGAUAGAUUUAGUGUUGUAAAAAAUGACUCUCAACACACUCUUGUUAUUAAUAACACAAAGAGAACUGAUGAUGGCACAUAUAAAUGCGAAGUUUCUCUGGUUGGUGAUGUACCUUCAAGUGCAUCUGAUGAUGUCACAAUAAGUGUUGCAUAUCUUUCAUAUCCAACACUAGUUACUAAAAGUAUGACAUUGAAUGAGGGUGAUACUGCUACAUUUACAUGUGUAUCAGGAGAAGGAAAACCAGAACCCAGAGUCACAUUGUUGAAAGAUGACGAAAUUCUUUCGAACGGUCAAUUUGAAACAUCAUUGGUGCUAAGCAAUGUGACUAAAAGUAAUGAGGGAAAUUAUACAUGCAGAGCUGAAAAUGAUUUAUUGACUGGAACUAAUGGAAAACUUAGCAGAGAGACUGCAACACUAACAGUAAUAACAUCUACUACUAUUGGUGUACCAAUAAUAUCGAUGUCUACCGAUGUUAUACCAGGAAGUUUUUUCCGCCGUGCUUCGGAAGGUAAUGUGGUGACAUUGAGGUUCUGUAACGCAUUCACGUCUCCAGAAACGCGUUCAACCUUGACCUCUACAGCAUUCACUACGUACA
Molecule: messenger RNA, 967 nt
Organism: Anneissia japonica
Lineage: Eukaryota; Metazoa; Echinodermata; Crinoidea; Comatulida; Comatulidae
Exons: 6
Source: RefSeq, a predicted model, not a curated record